Messenger RNA from Bactrocera tryoni, 625 nucleotides. RefSeq names its product putative nuclease HARBI1. The coding region runs from base 110 to 625 and encodes 171 amino acids. NCBI's taxonomy places the organism in Eukaryota, Metazoa, Arthropoda, Insecta, Diptera, Tephritidae. The transcript has 3 exons. The record is from RefSeq and is a predicted model, not a curated record.
UCCGGGAGUAGUUGGUUGCAUCGACGGAACUCAUGUUCGCAUAAUUUCACCAAGAAAAGAAGUGCAACAUCUUUAUCUUAACAGAAAGGGCUACUACAGUUUAAACGUGAUGAUUCUUUGUGAUUAUAAAAUGUCUAUUCGGUAUGUGGAUGCUAGGCAUGCAGGCGCAAAUCAUGACUCUUUUGUUUUCAAUGUUAGCGAUUUGAAAGUGCAUUUACAGAACAACAUACAGAAUAACACUUGGAUCUUGGGCGACGCUGGCUAUCCUCUGCACAAAUUUUUAAUGACGCCUUAUCGCUUGGCGGAAGCUUCUUCUCCCCAAGCACGCUACAAUACAGUACACUCAAAGGCCCGGAAUAUUGUAGAGCGGACAAUUGGUGUACUCAAGAGUAGAUUUCGUUGUCUUUUAUCUGUACGAGGUUUACAUUACACUCCCGAAAAGGCUACGCAAAUUGUGAAUGCUUGUUGCGCAUUGCACAAUAUUUGCCAACACUCUCAAGUGGAAUCUCCGGAAGAAAUACCAUCUACUUCACAUACUACAAUGACCAAUGAUAUUUUGGACAUAGAAAGAGAAGAAGAGGAUACGGCUCGAAUAAUUCGCAAUAAUAUUAUGACUUCCCUCUAA